Messenger RNA from Aedes aegypti (yellow fever mosquito), 5365 nucleotides. RefSeq names its product NACHT and WD repeat domain-containing protein 2. NCBI's taxonomy places the organism in Eukaryota, Metazoa, Arthropoda, Insecta, Diptera, Culicidae. Bases 151 to 5277 code for a protein of 1708 amino acids. The record is from RefSeq and is a predicted model, not a curated record. The transcript has 16 exons. Gene Ontology annotation, molecular function: protein binding.
AGCAAUUUUCGCAGUUCUAAGGAACCCCUCGAGCUUGAAACACCAAACCGUAAAAUUUGCUCCUCGGCAAGGAUUUUCAGUUAAAGUGAUUAAAUUAGGAACAUAUCCAACUCUGACAAGUGACAGAACUAACGUGAAUCAUCCACCAACAUGGAUGAUCGUACAAUUGAUACGAUUUUCGCGGGUUCGCUGGAAAACUUACCUCCAGUAAGCUCCAAAAUCGUUCGCAUUUUCACAAGCUCGACGUUCACAGAUACAACCAUGGAAAGAAACAACUUGAUGGCUAAAUGUUACCCAAGGAUCAAGGAUUACUGUCGAGAGAAACAUGGUUUGGAAUUCCAGGUUGUCGACAUGAGAUGGGGCGUAAGGGAUGAAGCCACUGAUGAUCAUAUGACCACUGAACUGUGCAUGCGGGAAAUCAAAAACUGUCAGCGACUCUCGAUGGGUCCGAACUUUGUCGUUUUCCUCGGUCAAAAGUAUGGAUAUCGUCCAAUACCUACCUACAUUCUAUCUUCGGAGCUCCAGUUGAUCAGGGAUGAUCUUGCGGCUAUGGGUAUCGAUGUUUCACUGUUGGACUUGUGGUACAAGAAAGAUAGCAAUGCAGUGCCUCCGAUAUCAAUUCUUCAACCCAUCUCUUCGAUCCUGACCAACUUUAACAAUAAGCGUGUUCCGAAACUACAAGCGGAAGAUCAAGCAGUUUGGUGGGAUACCAUGACGAAAAUGCAAAAACUAUUUCGUAAAGGAGCGGCUUCUCUGUUUUCUCAAGGCAAACUCGACAAAGAUCAAACUCACAACUAUUUCAUGUCUGUUACUGAGAGGGAGGUUAUUAACGGUGUUCUAAAUGUGAAAAACACCAAGAAUCAUUGUUUGGCAUACAUUCGUUACAUCAACAAUAUCAAUCUGCAAAAUCUGAAGAAGGCAUCUCUGUAUGUGGACAUACUAAAUCGUAGCUUGGACACAGAAGCCUGCAAGCUACUGGCUGAUCUCAGAGAUGUUCGCGUACCGAACCGAAUCGAGGCAUCCAAUAUUCAAAAGUACACCAUCGAGUGGAUCGGUCGCGAAGGAUUGGAUGUCGAAACCCACGAAGAGUAUCUGAAUCAUUUCAUUACACAUUUCUACAAAAAUAUUGUUAAACUUGUAGAUCGUGCCAUGCGCAAAGAAGACUCCAGUGCCCAGGGUCAGAUUGUCACUGAGAUACUGCAACAUUUGCAUGCAUGCAAUAAUUCGGUCAAAGUGUUCUAUGGCCGUGAGGAACAACUGAAGCGGAUUGAGAGUUACAUGCUAGGGACCUGUGACAAGCCUUUGGUGCUAUAUGGCGAGGGAGGUUGCGGCAAAACAUCACUGUUGGCCAAAAGCGCAGCCUUAACAUUCACAGAAUGGUUUGCUGACGUUAGGCCAAUCAGUAUUAUACGUUUUCUCGGAACAACUCCAGAUUCCAGUGCCCUGACGCCUACUUUGAUUUCAAUCUGCCAACAGAUAUCGUACAACUUUAUGUUACCUUUUGAUCAAAUACCAGACGAUUUGGUUCCUCUAACAGCGCAUUUCAAGCAACUUUUGACCUACGCUAAUAAACAACAGCCCUUGCUUCUGUUUCUUGAUUCAGUUGAUCAACUGACUGGAACUCAAGAUUCUAGCAAAGUUUCUUGGCUACCAACUCGAUUACCACCACAUUGCCGGAUUAUUGUUACAUGCGCCGCAGAAGAAUCGAACCCUGUAGUGUCCCAGGAGUACCAUUUAUUGCGCCGAAUGAUCGACAUUGAGGACAACUUCAUCGAAGUCACGGCUCUGGGCGAAGAUCUUGCAAUGAACGUGAUCAAGAUGUGGAUGGCAACUGCUUGUCGGGAUCUCUCCAAUUAUCAGUGGCGCCUAGUAGCAAACGCGAUCGGCAAAUGCUCUCUACCGAUUUUCGUCAAACUUGUGUUUGCCGAGAUCUGUCGUUGGAGAAGCUACACACGGCCACAGGAUACCCAUCUGGCUUCGACCGUCAUGGAUAGUAUUAUGAUGCUUUUUGAGCGUAUUGAAAAGCAGCACGGACGAAUCUUAGUAUUCCACGCACUGGCUUACAUCACUGCGGCAAAGUCAGGCCUUUCGGAAAGUGAGCUGGAAGAUCUGAUCUCACUGGAUGAUCGCGUACUGGAUGAUGUCUAUCAGUACCAUUUGCCCCCAGUUCGGCGUAUUCCUCCUUUGUUGUGGACGCGAAUCCGUAAUGACCUGCCCAACUAUCUCAGUGAACGGGAAGCAGAUGGAGUUAACGUAAUGAACUGGUACCAUAGGCAAUUCAGAGACACCGCUAAAGAACGAUACUUUAAGAACAUGAAUAUGGCAAUCUAUUUUCACUCAAUGAUCGCCGAUUAUUAUCUUGGAAUCUGGGGUGGAAAACCUAAACCUUUCAAAUACACCGAAAUUCAAAGGCAUCGUUUCGGUCUAACAGAUAAAGAAGGCAUUGCUGAUAGGAAGGUUCCCGUUCAACCGUUAGUCUUCACCAAUAAGGAAGGCAAAGUUACUCGAUAUAAUCUACGAAAGUUUGGGGAAUUGCCAUUCCAUUUGGUGCGCUCAAGACGAUUCACUGAUCUGUACGAAAACGUGCUGUUCAACUACGACUGGUUACACGCAAAGUUGUCCAGUUGUCCCUUGCAGGCCGUGUUGGCCGAUUUCGAAGAUGCUUCGGUGAAUAUUGACGAUAAAGAUGCCAAGCGUGAGCUUAUGUUAGUUGCCGAUGCCCUUCGGCUAGGCGGUGCUAUUCUCGGUGUCUAUCCAAACAUGCUGGCGGCGCAGUUGAUCGGUCGUUUGCUGCCCGAAAUUGGCGGAAAUCCCAACAUUAAGAUGUUGCUUGAAGCUUGUGAUAAAUCCGGUCCUAAAGACUCCGCCCUCAUCCCAUUGAACCACUGUCUCCACACGCCGGGUGGCCCAUUAAAGUACUCACUGGAAGGACAUCAGUUUGCGGUGUUUGGGUUCUGUCUUACCAGCGAUUAUCGCUACAUGGUGUCAAUUUCGACGCGAUUCAUCACUUGGGAUUUGUCCACUUCCGAUCUAACGCGUGAUGUCAAUCCAGGCAUGGAAGGGAUUAUGCAGCAGUUGGUUCUCAGUCCGGACAACAAGUGGGCCGCCGCUUACACUAACAACAGUCAAAGUGUAUUGCUCAACAUGCUUUCCAGUGAGUUUUCCAUCAUAGAAAACCCUUUCGAAGAAGACGAAACCAUUACGGGGCUCUACUUGCUGAACAAAAACCUUUUCCUGCACACAAAACUGCGCUACGCUUAUUACGAUAUGCGAGGAACCCUGAUUGAAAAACAGAAUCUCGAGGAUGUUACAGAUGACUGGGAACUGCUGUUUAUGGAGUUCGUAUCCUUCACUGACUUCUUCGCAAUACUUUGGUCCGGAGCGAUAAACGACACCAGGCUCAUGUUGUACACCAGCAAGGAGGAGUUUAAAAUUCCUAUGGUCAAAAUGCACAGUGUUGUCACAAUGAAGAAAGAUAGGAAGACAAUGUACUGUUGCCAUCAGGAAAAUCUUUAUCAGGUGAGCGAAUUCCAAUACGAGGAAAACGAGGAGGAUAAAACUGCUGAAUGGAAACAUGUGCGAGAUUUGCCACGUUAUGAGAAUGAUGUCAAGGAAAUGGCUCUUCAGCUCAAGAUGGAUCAAAACGAUCGAUUCCUGUUGGCCAGCACCGCUAACGGCUUCGUCGUUUGGGAUUUCGACCAGGAAGAUCCCAUCUCUGAGGAAGCCAUAUAUCUUGCAUUACCCCAUGGCGUACGCAACAUUUCCACGAAGAUGACCCAAUCGAACUCCGUGAUGAUCAGUUCCAAAGUCGAUUACGCGGUAGCCGGCGUGCGGAAAAGCCUCUACGUUUGGUGUGUGAAAUCGAAACAACUGAUGAAAGUCUUGGAUGCGCAUUUCGGAAGAAUCAUGCAGCUUGAGGCACUAACUAUCGGCACAUGGAACAGUGUGAUUACAUCCAGCAUCGAUCGUUCAGUGAAAAUAUGGAACAUCAACAACAUUUUUGAGCAGGUUCACGUGAUUGACCGGCAUGAGCUGCAAAUUGAUGGCAUAAGCCUUUCAGAGAACGGUGAGCUGGCCGUAACCGUAACGCGAUGCUGCGUAGGAGUCUGGGAGAUAAGAACUGGUCGAUUGCUGGCGAAGCUGGCGGACAGUCCACUGGGAGCUAUUGUAACGCAUGCCGAAAUCACACCGGACGGGCGAUAUAUCAUAUCAUCGGAGACAGGGAAAAUACUUAUCUGGAACAGGGUUACCGAACAGGUGCUUUCGCGGGACUCUCAACCGGGCAUACAACAGUUGAACUUUCUGGAGAACGGAGAGAAAUUUUUAGCCGUUUCCUGUCCCAAUGCUACGAACGCAUCGGCUUCCACUGCUGGAGGCGAUGUGCAGCAGCUGAUGGCCCACGUCAAAGUUCGCAGUAUUCCGGAUGGACAAACGAUCUUCAAUUUCGAAUAUCCUGUUCGAUUGGUUCCAGGAUUACCAUUCCGAUGUGCUGUUGUGACGGCUGAUGGUCAGCAUAUAGUUUGUGCUUCUAUUGAUAAGAACAAUAAGGACUCAGUUUGGGUAUACAGUGCAAUUAACGGAACCCAUGAGCAUAAGAUUUCUUUGAAAGGAUGCAAUAUUAAGGAAGUCGCCUCGUUACUUCCCCUUCCACAUAAACCCACACAAGUGGCGGUAAUAACUAAUGAAAAGGGAAGUAUUAUGGACAUUAAAACCAGAAAACAUGUUCGUUCUAUCCCGAAGUGGGGCGGCACAAGCACAAAAGAUGGAAAAUUUGGUCUUUAUGCUCCAUCUAGAGGAGGCUUAGAACUAUUAGAACUCAAGAAAGGUUCUACGGUGAAGACCUUCAUCCCAAAAGUUGCUGAAGGAGUAUUCACAGUAAUUUGUAUGUUUACGGAUACGGAUGAGUAUGUUCUGUACUACCAUAGCGGUAGGAAAACCUUGAGAGUAUUCCGUACCAGCGAUACUGAAAUGAUCGCCAACUAUCGUAUGCAAGCCGAACUCACGGCCAUCAAAAGCACUUCGGAUGGUAAAAGUCUAGUUCUGGGUACAGUUGAUGGUUGUAUUUCUGUGUUGGCCAUAGCUGACCAAGAAAAGCCCGAAAUGCAAGAUUUCCUCAAGCAGCUACCUUCACGUGAUGCAAAUUGGAAAAAGAAACUUGCAAAACAGAAGGCAUCUGCCAGGUUCAAAGCCGCGAUGAGAUUGGCAUCUAUCUCAACUCGAUUCGGAACACCGGUAGAUGAAGAUGAGGAUGAUGAUGAUAAAGAUAAUGAUGAUUAAUUUAUGAAAGAUCUUUUAUAUGUUAUAAUGUGCUCCAAGUUCCGUUACCAUAAAUUGUAUUUAAAUAAAUGUAUGUUAUUGAAAUGUA